AUGUGUUCGGUGCAGCCGUUUUGCUCCAGCACGCAGCCGGUGCGAGAUGGCAAACGGCAGUCUCGCGCGCUGAUGGUCAGUUCUGUCAUGGCCGCGGCGAACACCAAAUGUCGGCACUUGCUUGGACUUUCGUUCUUCGCGUUUCCGGCACUGGUGUCGGCAGCCUGCUUUCCAGACGACUGUGCAUCCUGCACGCAGGCCGAGUGCAAUUUGGAGCCUGGCUGUUUGGAUAUCUACCCUGGCAACUUCGAGACGAGCUGCGUAUCGUGUCCCAACACAACUUGUUUGAGUGAUGGCGGUUUGGACGUCACUGCCGGGUGCAGUGAUGGCAUCAACGUGUUGGUAUCCCUCACAAUGGGUCUCAUUGGUGGCUUGUUUGCAGCAGGGAUGCCGUGCAUUUGUUUGAGCAUUCGCUCGCAAGAGCUUUGGGCAGCAGAGUUCCUCGACGAUCGCAACACAGAGAUGCGCAGAGUGCGUGGUGUCAUCAAGGACAAGAAAAAUGUCGACAAGAGAGGUGGCCAUGCCUUUUCAGUGAUCGUUGAGUUCGUCGCGGAGGAUUUAGAGCAGCAGCAGGUCCCCGUACGGGCGCAUUGCGCCUCUCAGCCGGCUUUCUGGAGCAAGGUCAAGGUUGGGGGCGAGGUUGAGAUAGCGUAUCGCGCCGGCUUGGAGCGUGAUUUUGUAAUAGUGGACGACCUCCUGACUUACCUGAUGGAUACCUCAUCAAAGUAUAUUCUUUGCAUAUGCGGAGGUGGUCACGACAUCCGAGUAGGCCGCCUUCAGGAAUUGUUUUGCAGCCAACACUCCCGGACGGCCUCUAAACCCCUGUUCCAAUGCAGCAGCGAGAUACCAUCGCCGAAGCAACGGCACAUGCCCCUUACGCCAACGGCCCCAACAGGCAGCAUGCUUGGCAACAAGCGGACCGGGCAGGAAGAUACAGACAUGCGGUCGAAGCAGUCGAAGCGAAGCUGCAGCAUUCAGCACGGCGUCACGGUGUCUGAUCACGGAGAGAAAGUCACUUGGUCUGGUUAUUGGGACGAGCGCCAACGCAAGCUGGAAUCCCAAACCGUUGACGACGUCUUGUUUGGCACCCUCUCUUCACGAAUUGCUCGGGAAAGUCCAGAAGCAGAACACACUUCCUGCUCUCAAAUUUUCAAGCAUUGCUGCAUUUACUUCGAUGGUCGCGUUGAUAUUGGAGGUGGCAUAUCUGCAUACGCCCUCAGCAAGGUGGCUCGUUUACACGGUGCGACGGUUACUCCAAGGCUGGCGAAGCGAAGCGUCACGCAUGUAGUUUGCACCCAGCUCAGUGGUGCAAAAGAGAGGAAGGCCUUGCGGGACGCCAGCUCAGCCCAUGCUGUAGCCCAAUAUGUGGUCCAGCCAUCUUGGAUCACGGAAUCUGUCGCUGCGGGAAGGAGACUUCAAGAACGGCAGUUUUCGCUCAUGACGAAGAUUUCACGGCGGUUUGGUCUGAAUACUUUGGGCAGUGGCCAUGGAGGAGGCUCUGGACAUCAACAUUCAACUGUUCGAAAGGGACAGCAGCAUAUGCAAGGUUCCCCAUUCCAACUGCAAGAUAGUGCAAAGAAGGACAGCGCUGCCACCACAGCCACCUUUCCAGACAACCGUGACGGUCGUGACCCUCAGCUUGUUCUGAUCUCUGACAGCCCUCCAGCCAGCCUUCCGAGCCCUCAGCGAGCUGGAGACUACUUCAGUCCCUCGAAAUCUCCCGAAAAUCCCGAGAUGCCUCCCACGGCUCUUGACAGUGAGGAAGAAACAGAGCUGGACAGUGAUGCUGAGCAAUAA
Molecule: messenger RNA, 1797 nt
Organism: Symbiodinium sp. CCMP2456
Lineage: Eukaryota; Dinophyceae; Suessiales; Symbiodiniaceae
Source: the annotation of a GenBank genome assembly